Cooperia oncophora is the source of this 567-nucleotide messenger RNA. The record is from the annotation of a GenBank genome assembly. Lineage: Eukaryota; Metazoa; Nematoda; Chromadorea; Rhabditida; Trichostrongylidae.
AUGCUGCUACUCAUUGCCUUCAAGGUCACGGUACUUCUCGGGCAUAAUGGAGCCGGCAAAAGCACGACAUAUAGUAUGAUUUGUGGUACAACAAAUAUGACAACAGGCAAGUAUUUCACAAUGGUUCGAGUAAUCGAUUUAGGAUCUAUAACAAUAUUUGGUCAAAACCUCCAAACAAACUUGUCUUCUUGUCGUUCAAGCAUGGGUUUCUGUCCACAGUUUAACUGCAUUUUCGAGCACUUGACCGUUAACGACCAUUUUUGGUUUUUCUCUAAGCUGAAAGGAGGUGGUGGAUGGAAAGUAGAUGCGGAUGAGCUCUGCUCUUCUGUUGGCAUGCAAAGCUUAAGAAAAAAGGCAACUGUCUUCGAAACUCUCUGGCGGCGAAAAAAGGAAACUGUGCCUAGCACUGGCAUUUGUCGGAGGAUCCAAAUUCUUGGUGCUAGACGAGCCAACAGCUGGAAUGGAUCCGCAAUCCAGGAGAAUUGUAGCAGAUUUCAUCAUAAAACAAAAGCAAGAGAGGUGAGCGCUAUCUCGAGGAUAUACUCCGUGAUAAUAAUUCCUAGGUGA